AUGAAUCCCCAAAAUAAAUAUGGUUACCCGAUGCCAGUUAGAUACAUUGUACCAAUGCGCCAACAACCAACGACCUCUCCGCCCUUUGCUAAUCAGGCAUUUAAUCGUUUUAACGUUCCACAACAACCUCAACCAGGCGUGACGUAUAUGCAACCAGUUCGAGGACAAUUAUUUUAUCAGAAUCCCGGUGUUUAUGCUAUGCCGCAGCAAAUGCCAGUUCGUCCAUACGGCUAUCAUCCUGGUUUCGGGCAAAUUCCGUCACAACCCGUCUCUGCAAGGAUGCAAGCACCAAUUCAGCAGCCGCAGCAAUAUAACAAUCCCUAUCAACCGCCACAACAACAACAACAACCACCACCAUCGCAGCAAAAAACAAGUAAAUCGAAAAAGAAUAAGGAAUAUGCUGAUGCUGCUUUCACUAUUGAUCCAACGAAACAAGAAGCUAUCAAAGGUUUAUUAUCAAAUAAUGAUAUUAAUGACUUGUUAAAAGUGAAAGGCACAAAAGUGAAAGUAGCAAAAAUAUAUCGAAUAACAAAAACUAAGCCAGAACAAUCGGACUCAGAUGAUGACGAUGAAUAUGAACCAGUGGUCCUUGAUUCUCCAACGCAAAAAAGUCGUUCACAACAACAACGCCCCAUAUCUGCAGACAGUCAUUGUUCAACAUGUAGUUCGUGUUCGUGUUCCGAAUGUCGUGGCGAACACGAUAAUUGUCCAGAGUGUCUUGCUGAAAAAGAGAGAAUGAGACGUUCUCAGCGAAAGUGGUAA
Molecule: messenger RNA, 762 nt
Organism: Didymodactylos carnosus
Lineage: Eukaryota; Metazoa; Rotifera; Eurotatoria; Philodinida; Philodinidae
Source: the annotation of a GenBank genome assembly